CGUUGAAUAUGAUGCACCGUUGGCAUAAAACACACUUCACUCUGAUCCACACCAAAAACCCGCAGUGAAGUCCUACACCGUCGUACACCGCCGUACGCCGCCGCCAGCGACUGUUUACUUCCACCGACACAUCCUCUUGAACUCGAUCACACAUCCGCAGCCUCAAAAUGUUGCGAAAAUCACUUCUCCGUGUAAUCUUCUUCUCCGUUUCCAUUCUUCUCUGCUUCACGUGUUUACUUGCAGCAGAAGAUUCGAUGAUAUUCAACGAAGACAUUGGCGUUGUUAAUGUAACCGCUACUGGAUCGAAUAGAUCUAGGGAAGAUAGCUUUGCUGGCAUGCUUGAUCGUGCUCUUGAAAAGGAGUUUCCGGAGAACGAUGAACAGUCUGACGCUACUGAUCCUGGGAGCUUCAAUAACAGUGUGGCAGGGCAACAGGCAGUUCUGGAAACUGUUGCAAGAGUCAAGUCGAAGAGAAAUGAAAGCAAAGAGGAGAAGUCAUUUCAGCUUCAUGAUGUUUUCAAUUUGGAUAAUGAAAACCGUCCUGAAGAUACACCAAGACUAAUAGAUAGCAAGGACAAUGUCUUUAUCAUGUCUAAUCCCAAGUCUAAGUAUCCUGUGCUACAAUUAGACCUACGAUUGAUAUCGGAUUUGGUCGUUGUCAUUGUUUCUGCAACUUGUGGUGGCAUUGCAUUUGCUUGUGCUGGGCAGCCGGUAAUUACAGGAUAUUUGCUAGCAGGAUCUGUGAUUGGACCAGGUGGACUUAGCUUCGUUAAUGAACUGGUUCAGGUUGAAACUGUAGCUCAGUUUGGUGUCAUUUUUCUUCUUUUUGCAUUAGGAUUGGAGUUCUCAGCAGCAAAGCUUCGUGUGGUCAGAACGGUUGCUAUCUUAGGAGGUUCGCUCCAGAUAUUUCUUUUUGUGUGCUUGUCUGGAGUAAUCGCUGUGUUAUGUGGUGGUGAAGCUUCUGAAGGUGUAUUUGUCGGUGUCUUUCUUUCCAUGUCAUCAACAGCAGUGGUUUUGAAGUUUUUGAUGGAAAAGAAUAGUAUUAGCACUCUUUAUGGUCAAGUCACUGUUGGUACUCUUAUCUUGCAGGAUUGUGCAGUGGGUUUAUUAUUUGCACUACUUCCAAUCCUGGGUGGUACUUCUGGAAUUCUUGAAGGCAUGUUGUCUAUGGCAAAGACGUUGAUGACCUUAAUUAUAUUCUUGGCUGUUUUGUCGGUAUUCUCCCGAACAUGCAUACCUUGGUUUUUUAAUCUAAUGAUAAGCCUAUCAUCCCAGACCAAUGAACUUUAUCAAUUGGCAUCUGUGGCUUUCUGCUUGAUAGUUGCAUCGUGUAGUGACAAGUUAGGUCUAAGCCUUGAACUGGGAAGCUUUGCUGCGGGAGUGAUGAUAUCAACAACGGAUCUUGCACAACAUACGCUUGAGCAAGUUGAACCCAUUCGCAAUUUCUUUGCUGCUCUUUUUCUUGCAAGCAUUGGGAUGCUUAUACAUGUUCAGUUUCUGUGGAACCACAUUGAUAUCUUACUAGCAGCUGUUAUAUUGGUGGUUGUUGUAAAGACUGUUGUAGUUGCUACUGUAGUCAAAGGAUUUCGAUACACUAACAAGACCGCUCUUCUUGUUGGAAUGUCCCUUGCCCAAAUCGGAGAAUUUUCAUUUGUUUUGUUAAGUCGUGCCUCCAAUCUUCAUCUAAUCGAGGGAAAAUUGUAUCUACUGCUUCUGGGCACAACAGCUCUCAGCCUGGUGACAACGCCUUUUCUAUUUAAACUGAUUCCUGCCGUUGUACAUCUUGGAGUAUUAUUGCGCUGGUUCACACCAGAUAUCCCCACAGAGAUGCUAUAUAAAGGAGAACUGAUGCGUUCAGACACUGCCAAGCGUAUUAGUUUAAUGGCUGUACCCGACACACAUAUGAUACUUGGGAUAAAUGCAGAAAAGGUUGACCUGAUCUUAAAGUCAAAGCCCAAGGAACAAGUUUAAUACCUCCACUCUUUCCACCGAGUAAAAAGAUAGCCAUAUACGUACGUACGUAAUCGAGCCUGCAUCACUAUGUACAUAUAUAGAUAUACCCCUCGGACAAUUCUGAUUUCUGUUUGUUUUCUUUGUAGAAAUUGUCGAUUUUGUAAUGUAGACGGUGAUUUUUUUUUUGUUUCUGUUCAAACGGGUUGCGUAUGCUGUGAAAAAAGAAAAGGUGACAAUUCUGAAUCAA
Messenger RNA from Helianthus annuus (common sunflower), 2199 nucleotides. RefSeq names its product K(+) efflux antiporter 4. Gene Ontology annotation, cellular component: membrane. The record is from RefSeq and is a predicted model, not a curated record. Gene Ontology annotation, biological process: potassium ion transmembrane transport; proton transmembrane transport. Gene Ontology annotation, molecular function: potassium:proton antiporter activity. The transcript is spliced from 21 exons. The coding region runs from base 168 to 1970 and encodes 600 amino acids. NCBI's taxonomy places the organism in Eukaryota, Viridiplantae, Streptophyta, Magnoliopsida, Asterales, Asteraceae.